AUGCCACAGCCAAUACCAGAUCCAAUUUCUGACGCAUCCGAUACGCGCCACACGAAUUAUGUCGGCUUCGCCUCUUUCGUAGUCCUGGUCUGGGACCACUUCGAUACUUUCGCGGACGAAGUCGAGCUAAUUUGGAAGGCGAAACGAAAAGGCUUCUUCGUCUACCUAUUUCUCUUCAAUAGAUACUUCACACCGCUGGGGUUCAUUAUCAACCUAUAUGCGUACUUGUCCCCAGUGUGGACAUACGAGGUACGCUUCCUCGCCCGAAGUUCGCAACCUGCUCAUCAUACCGACCGGCCGGUUGUUCACCGACAGAUAUGCGCGCGCUUCGUGCGCUACGAAGGGUGCACAGUUGCCAUUGCGGUCGAGGUCGUCGGCUUGAUGAUGCUUCUUCGCAUCAACGCGCUCUACCCUAACCAAAAAUGGAUCUCGAGAGGCCUUAUUUUCAUCCUUAUUGGCGAGACGGCGGUGAACGCCUGGUUGAUUAGCGGUGCACAACCCGUUAUGCACAAUCCUGCAUCGGGCAUUCGCGCCUGCAGCAUGAUUUUCGACCCUUCGCUAAGCGCUGCAUCAGCAGCGUCAGCGUGGAUACCCCUCCUGUAUGACACGAUCAUUUUCGUGCUGACAGUGUACCGGACGGUGCCGCCAAUUCGUCGAGAAGAAGCGAGCUACAUCGUGAAAAGGCUUCUCGAAGACGGCUUGCUUUAUUAUAGUGUCAUAUUUUCUGUGACACUGGUGUUGUUGAUCAUGAUUGUCAGUGCACCUCCUGGGACGAGGAAUAUCUGUGCACAAAUGGAACAGUUAAUAUCAGUUGCCAUGAUGUCCCGCAUCACCCUCAACCUCAGAAAAGCCGGCGAGCAGCUCAACUCCGAAACCGACACCAUGCCCAAGAGCUUCCUCUUCGACCACCGACGGCGCGCGCGCCAAGCAUCCAAGGUCAUCUGGGACACCCUGAGCUUCUCGCGGGGCGUCCGAACGACACAGCAGCGCAUUGCAAUCGCGAGCGUAACGCGCGAUAUCGAACUGACGUUUGCGCAUCCGGUUACGUCGAUGAUGCUUGCAACGCCGGGCACGGGUACUGGCGUGGAAAAUCCGUAUGAGACGAGUUUACGACCUAAUAAUAAAGACCUGAAAUUAGAAGGGCCAGUGAGGCCACCACCUGCGAUUACGAUCCAAUCUGAUUCGAAUCAAAUUGUAUAA
Molecule: messenger RNA, 1200 nt
Organism: Cyclocybe aegerita
Lineage: Eukaryota; Fungi; Basidiomycota; Agaricomycetes; Agaricales; Hemipholiotaceae
Source: the annotation of a GenBank genome assembly